Scutellospora calospora is the source of this 729-nucleotide messenger RNA. The record is from the annotation of a GenBank genome assembly. Lineage: Eukaryota; Fungi; Glomeromycota; Glomeromycetes; Diversisporales; Gigasporaceae.
AUGUAUAAUGAAUUUAUUCUAAUGUUACCUUUAGAAGAUCAUAUUAAAGAAAGUUUUCAAAAAGAUUUAUUAUUAAAUUGGAUAUGUGAUGAAUGGUAUAUGAGUUUUAUAGAUGGUGGACAUCUUCCUUAUAAAACUGAUAAUCCAUAUGCAAAACCUUUAACUACUAAUAAUUUUACUGAACGAAUGAAUAAAUCAUUAGAAAGUCAACAUAGUAAUGCUAAAACAGUAAUAGACUUUGUUGAAAAUCUUUAUGGAAUUCAAAAAGUACGUUCUACUUUAUCUAAAGAGAAUUCAGGGCAAUUAACUUUUCAUGCUAGUCUUAUUCAAGAUAUAAAAAAUUCUGAUUAUUUUUAUGUUAGAAAAGGAAAUAAUACAUUUCAUUCACCAUAUAAUUUAAUACCCAUAAAACUUAAUAACAAAAUUCAAUUAGAAAUUAGUAAAAUGGUUGAAAAACUUAAUGGAUCUUUUUAUGAUAUCUGUAAGCAUUGUCAUGCUGCUCAGCUUUUUAAAUCAAUUCAAAAAAAAACUGAAAGUUUAGAAACUAUAAAAUCAACAGAAGAUGAAGAAUUUCAAGAAAUUAUUAGACUUUAUAAUGAAGUAGAAGAUGCUAUAUUUUAUCCAUAUAAGUGGCAAUUAUCAGAAAAUGAUCCUUUUAGACUACUUGAAUUAUCUGAAUGUAAUACUAUGAUUUAUAGAUCUCCAAAAACACAUAGAGCAAAACCAUGA